AUGGCGGCGCCCAUGAACCAAGUCCUGCAGCCUCUGGCGGGAGGCGGCCCUCAGGGGCCACAGCUGGGCCCUGGAGGAGCGGGGGGCCAGCAGCAGCAGCAGCAGCAGCAGCAGCAUCUCGGGCUCCCCCAACAGCAGCAAGACUUCGACCCCGUCCAGAGAUACAGGAUGCUGAUCCCUCAGCUGAAGGAGAGCCUGCAGAACCUGAUGAAGGUCGCAGCCCAGAACCUGGUACAGAACACAAACAUCGAUAACGGCCAGAAGAGCGCCGACGGCCCCGUUCAGAGGUUCGAUAAGAGCCUGGAGGAGUUCUACGCUCUGUGCGACCAGCUGGAGCUCUGCCUGCGCCUGGCAUACGAAUGCCUCUCUCAGAGCUACGACAGCGCCAAGCAUUCCCCCACGCUGGUGCCGACGGCCACCAAGCCCGACGCGGUGCAGACAGAGAGCUUGCCCUAUACCCAGUACCUGAGCAUGAUCAAGUCCCAGAUCUCCUGUGCCAAGGACAUUCACAACGCCCUCCUCGAGUGCUCCAAAAAGAUCAUGGGCAAGACCCCCACCCCGCAGGUUACCCCCUGAUCUGGCAAGUAACCAGCCCCCCCACACAUGGGACGUUCGGGGGGGGGAUACCGGGGACAAAACAGCAAGGCCGUGGGGAGACUGGGGGACCGGUGCUGAACGUAUCAAUGCCACGUGGGGAGUGAAUGUGACAAACCCACCGGUGGCAAGGACUGCGAUGAACCCAUCAGCGCUUCAUUCGCUCGGGGGUCCUCUCUCGGGGGUCUUGCUGCUCGGGCCGCUCCGACGUUGCACCAGGAGGUGGUGGGACCAUUUGCUUUACACCUUGUCAAGGUCCUUGAAGAUUUGGUUUAAAUGACACUUUUUCUGCUUGAAACGUGGCAGUUGUGGCCCCCACAUUCCCUGACGUUGCGGUGUUGGUGGGUUUCAUGUUUUAAGCAGAAAGUGGCAGCGUCGCCGGCCUGGCGGCUGCUCCCGGUUUCCUCGCUUUGUGGAGUAAAACAAAGACAAAAACUGCUAAUAAAGUUCAAUUCAAUAGUG
Spea bombifrons (plains spadefoot toad) is the source of this 1056-nucleotide messenger RNA. RefSeq names its product mediator complex subunit 29 (gene MED29). Lineage: Eukaryota; Metazoa; Chordata; Amphibia; Anura; Pelobatidae. The record is from RefSeq and is a predicted model, not a curated record. Gene Ontology annotation, molecular function: transcription coregulator activity; transcription factor binding. Bases 1 to 576 code for a protein of 191 amino acids. Gene Ontology annotation, biological process: regulation of transcription by RNA polymerase II. The transcript is spliced from 4 exons. Gene Ontology annotation, cellular component: mediator complex.